AUGGACCGCCCAGCGGCCGAGGGGCCCCCCGCCUGCGCCCCUCGCCAGGUCCUCAUCAGUGUCUACCACGGCCGCGACCGCGGCCCCUGCCGCCACGUCCGCCCCUCCCCCGCCCGCCACGACCGCCGCCGGCGCCCCCCUGCGCCUUGGUCUCCGCCCGCUGCCGCGCGACCUUCUCCAUGUACUCCCUCUCCUCGUCGCCGGUGA
This is a messenger RNA of Auxenochlorella protothecoides, 207 nucleotides long. RefSeq lists its product as hypothetical. The record is from RefSeq and is a predicted model, not a curated record. NCBI's taxonomy places the organism in Eukaryota, Viridiplantae, Chlorophyta, Trebouxiophyceae, Chlorellales, Chlorellaceae. The coding region runs from base 1 to 207 and encodes 68 amino acids. The transcript has a single exon.